AUGAAUUCCUUAUUCUUGUGGCUUAUAAUUACCAGUAUAAGUAACGCUUGUGCUGAAGGCUAUCGUUUGGAGGGCAUUUCUUGGAGAUUUUGUACCAGUAAUGAAACAUGGAGUGGAAAGGAGCCAUCUUGUAUUGCUAUUAAAUGUUCACCUCCAAGAUCCAUUGAUAAUGGGAUAGUCCUGGAUAACGGCAGGACAGAGUUCUUGUACGGUGACAUGGUGCGGUAUAAAUGUACGGAGGGCCACGUAAUGCAGGACGGAGAUACGGAUCACAUCUGUCAAGAUACCGGGUCCUGGUCGGGUCGCUUACCUAUCUGUGUUACUGUAGCAUGUGGUUCAGUCCCAUACGUACCUCACUCACAGACCACACUGUUGAAUGGAACUCUAACCUACAACUCUGUUGUAAAGUACACCUGUGCUCAGGGAUAUACAAGUCAGAGUGACGCUAUCGACAUCAGCAAAUGUCAACCAAACGGAGCUUGGUCUGUCGUAACUAUAACGUGUUCUAUAGUUCAUUGCCCGACGUUCCCACUAAUUGCCCACGGAACUGUUACUGGAGAGAAUGUUGCUUAUGGUAGUCAUAUUUCUGUUGUUUGCGAUGACGGUUUUUCACUCAUUGAUAGUCAGAUAGGAUGCCUUGCAAACGGAAGUUGGAAUAUCACACAAACUCCUCGUUGUCAGCAAAUCCUCUGUCCUACACCUGAUUCCAUAUCGAAUGGAAACGUAUACUUCAGUGAUUUAACUGUCGGUGUGACAGUAAACUACACCUGUAGUUCUGGAUUCAAACUGAUUGGUGACAAUCAAAGAAGGUGUUCCCAGGCAGGUGAAUGGACCGGAAGUGCUCCAGUAUGUCAACAACAAGUCUGCAAGGAACCCCCUAUUUUCCCAAAUACUGUCGUUUCCAGGAAUAGAACAGAGUAUCGUGUGUCAGAUUCAGCUCAAUACUCUUGCCUACCAGGAUACACAAUGUCUGUACAGAGCACAACUCGGUGCAACAGUUUUGGAAUUUGGGAAGGGUCAGGUCCAUCAUGCACCAAAAUCAAAUGUGAACAGCCUAGAGCAUUUGAAAAUGGUAGAACGCAAUAUGUUGACGUAUCUUUUGGCAGUGAGGUAAAUUUCACAUGUAAUGAAGGUUAUAUCCUUUCUGGAGCUAGUAGUAUAAGUUGUCUCGAAACGGGUGUAUGGAGUAGUUCCACUCCUUCUUGCCAACCCAUAAGUUGCCCAUCCCCUACAUACGUGGAAAACAGUAUUAUUGUUGGCGACGUUUAUACUUACGGAAAUAUGGUGACAUACCUUUGUGAUGAAGGGUAUGAGCAAAGUGGAGCAAGGGAUUUGAUUUGCCAAGCAGAUGGGACUUGGUCCAGUACUCCUUCCCAAUGUCAAAAAGUUCGAUGCAGACCACCCCCAGCAAUAGCACACACAAGAGUGGACAGAAAAGAGUUUUUCUUCCAAGAUAGAGUAAUAUAUGAAUGUGAAGAAGGAUACAACUUGAUUGGUAGUGCUACCCUUCAGUGUGGCUCUAAUUCAAGUUGGCUAGGAGUGGAGCCUCGUUGUGAAAUAAUAUCUUGUGGAGAUCCUCCUGAAGUUAUGCAUGCAACUGUUAGGACGACUGGACGAACAUACAAUGCCAUGGCGACAUAUAUGUGCGAUUCAGGGUAUACAAGAAACGGAGACCCAAUUGCCACUUGCACUGCAGAUGCAGCUUGGGCUUUGAGCGCAGAUUUUAGUUGUAUUCCUGUAAAUUGGGGGUUUCCCCCAAAUAUUCCUAACGCAGUUUCGGAUUUCACCUCAACAGACUACCUUUCUUAUGUCGUAUACCGGUGUAACCAUGGGUACACUUUGCAUGGAAAGAGUCGCGUUCAGUGUGGAGAGAUUGGAGUCUGGGAUACGUCACUUCCGGCGUGUUUGAUAGCCAGUUGUCCUCCGCCGGUUAUCUCUAGUAAUGUUUUCAUCCUAAAUGGAAGCUACAGUGUCGGUGAUACUGUGGUGUUUGGCUGUAGGGAUGGUCACGUCAUUUCCGGACAAUCCCAGAGUACAUGUACUUCUAGCGGGGUUUGGAGUUCCAGCGUUCCUGUUUGUAAAAAAGUGCAAUGUCCUUUGCUGAGUCUCUCGGGAUCCGGUUUGUUACCAAGUGUUAACAAGGACGACUUUGUGUUCGGUGAUCACGUGUCUUUCACGUGUACACAAGGAUAUGUUAUUGUGGGUGGCACAAGACUCGAGUGUCAGUCUGAUGGCACCUGGAGUGGAUCUUUACCUACCUGUACACUACGGGUGGCAGCAGCUUGUCCCAUUGAGACGGGGAUCCCUAGUACAAAGAAUUUCAGCCAGGGUUUUCCGGUGGGUCAUACAAGAAUGGCGGUCUGUAAAGCUGGGUAUGAGGAGGCAGGAGGUUUAGAAGUCACGUGUCAAGCCAAUCAAAUAUGGUCGACACCCAGCGGUUACUGUAGAAAGCUGUAUUGUGGGAAGCCUCCUAUUACCGACAUGGUGAAUGUCAUUCGAGUCCAGGGGAGAUCUUAUUUCUACAAAGAUCAGGUCCGCUAUCAAUGUAGACCCGGUAUUCCACCAAUGAAAAUACCCCCUGUUAUCACGUGCACUGACAGUGGCCAAUGGGACGGCAAAAUAGCGUGUUAUAUGCCGUGUAAGGGCGGAUGUAGGAACGGAGGGACUUGUCUCGGAUACCUUGGCUGUAAAUGUCCCGUAGGAUAUGGCGGGAAAAGAUGUGAAAGGGCUUUGUGCAUUCUGCCCUGUCUUCACCGAGGUCGGUGUGUAGCACCCUAUCAGUGCGCAUGUCCACAUGGCUAUACAGGAUCCCGCUGUCAGUCUGCCGUGUGUGACCCGCCCUGUGCGAACAGAUGAAUCUGUGAACAACCAAACGUCUGUCGAUGUCAGCAUGGCUUCCAAGGACCACGUUGUAAAAGUUCAGAUCUGCGGACAUUUGAGCGGGCAGCUCGAGCUCGACAGUCCACAACCACCAGUACAACGGCAGCCCCGGGGUGGUCCUGGCGGUAGAGCGUCAUUUAGUGGUUACUUCUCACUGAAGUGAAUGGCAUUGCAUUUUAGAAAAAAAAUUGUGAAAUACAUGUUUGCAAAUCAACAGAAAUAAAUCUAAUUAUAAAGUCUUAA
Molecule: messenger RNA, 3123 nt
Organism: Saccostrea cuccullata (small rock oyster)
Lineage: Eukaryota; Metazoa; Mollusca; Bivalvia; Ostreida; Ostreidae
Product: sushi, von Willebrand factor type A, EGF and pentraxin domain-containing protein 1-like
Exons: 8
Coding region: 1-2856 (951 amino acids)
Source: RefSeq, a predicted model, not a curated record